GUUUUAAGGAAUCCCGAGUCAAUCCAAGCACGCCGCCUCAAAUUGCCUAUCCUCUUUGUGGCGGCCAUAUUUACAGAAACAUAAUUAAACUUCGUGUUUAGGCUGAAGGCCUUGCCAAAGCCUUAAAUAAUUAAAAAGAAAAAAAGUAGUCUGUGCUAUUAUAUUCAAGUUUUUCCUUAGAGGAUGGUUGCCCACAAAUUAUGAAGAGAAAUACUAUUUUACGUGCUUUGUCAUAGUAAUUGAGUCCUUUGAUGUUGUGUAUUGCACAGAGUACUUUGCCUAAUGGUUAGGAAUGAAGUGAGGAAUUUACAUAAACAACAUGUCUAUAACAUACAUACCUCGUGUAACGCAGUUAGAUGCAGUACAAUUAGACAAACAACUAGAGGAACUGUUUAAACAGAUGGUUUUUAAUGCUACGAAAUUUUUUGAGCCUGGUAUUCUUCAGCCAGUUUUACCUGAACUAGAAUUACUAAUCAGGACAUGGAUUUUCAAGUAUUCAGUUUAUAACAACAAGUACACAUUUGGACAACAGAUGCUUUCACUCAAAUACAAGGCAGAUAAUUUUUCAAGGAGCAAGUUAUACUGGUAUUAUGGAUAUACAGUUGGCUUGAGAUAUUUGAAAGAUAGAGCUGUAUACAGUUUCACAUCAAAUAGAAAGAUACAAGAUUUUAUACACAAACUGGAAACAUUUCAGUUAAUAGGAGAUAUAUUCAACUUUCUGAGGUUUAUUCAAUGUGGGAAGUAUCCCUUAUUAAUUGAUUUUGUACUUGGUUUGGAAUUGUCAGCUGAAAAAGUCACAAGGGAGGAUUUGUCUGAUUUCUCUUGGACUAGAGAACUUUUGUGGCACAAUUUUAUUGAAUUAAUAGGCACAGCAAUUUCACUAAUAAACAUAUUUGGACUACGAAGAAAGUUGUUAAAUGUUCUCAAAUAUGUAUCAUGGAGCAAUCAAACAAGGGCCAGAGUUGCUUCAAGUAAUGCUAUAAUGACUAUACACACAGAAUGUGCUUUCUGUUCAAGCAGCCCAGUUCUGCCUUAUACUAUGGGAUGUUCGCAUAUAUUUUGCUAUUAUUGUUUGAUGGCAAACAAGACAGCAGAUCCAGAGUUUGCUUGUCCGAAAUGUUAUUACAAGGGAGGUGAAAUAAAUAAAUAUAUUGUGGCAUAACUUUGUUAACAAAUCGUUACCUAUUUGUUACAAGUUUAAUGUAGAAUAUUUUGUGUAGGUGACCAUACCUAAAACUUGGACCAAUAACACAAGAGGAAUGCUAAUCGCGGUACAAGACAGGGUAUUCGGGUAUUUAGUACCUAUUGGUAAACCAGAUAUCGCGAAGAGUAUCAAAUAUCUAUUUUUGUACCUAAUUUGACAAGCUGCUAUUUAUGAAAGCUACUCUAAUUUCAAGUGAUAACAAACAAAUUAAUUAGAUUGCACAGAUUUUUAUGUGUAAGGACGUGUUAAGUUUUCUGCAAUGGUUCUCGACCAAAUUUAUCUUCAUAUUUUCUUAAAUCUUUAUAGUGAAGUUGAAAUGAUCCAUUGUCGAUUUGGUUCGUAAAAAGGAAAGUAUCCAAUAUAUUGGGUGUCAUUUUAUUUGAGUAAACUAAAACCAAAUAGACAGCAAACUGCAGCAUCCUGAAUGAGUUCUGUAUUAUUAAUCUUUCUUGUCAAAAAAGUAUCUCAGCUACAUGUAAUACUUAACGUGGUAACUUAAAGUGGCGCGGGGCCGCUAGACCGCUGCCCCCGCGCAGUUUAAACCGCGCGUUGACGCUAAUCUGCGUCUCCGCCACCGCGCGGUUUAUUCCGCGUCCCUCACACCGUCGCGUGGCGCGGUGCAGUGUGUUAAUCGCCUUAUUUUGUCUAGGCUUAGCUCCAUGUACCCAUAUUAGGAAGCGUUGUAAAUAAGUUUGUAACACUCAAUGCCACUAUUGACACGCAUAUUUGUCAAAGUUCAGAAAAUAAUUUUAGCUCAAGAUUAAUAUUUAAAUAAUAUUACAAGGAAAAAAAAAACUGAGUUAUAUUGCGUAUUAAAGAGAAAUUUAUAGGCCAUUUUAUAAUAUAAACUACUGUACUGGCUGUUGAUCAGCCUAAUCUAGAUAUGAGAUGGAAUUUCGACCUUUUUCAGAGUUACGAUCGAGUAGUAUGGAGAUUAGCAGCCCUCUCGAGUUGUUUGGUCUUAUUUACAUAGUGUAGGUAUUUGGAGUUUGGCAGUGGCCAUACCUACUUAAAUAUUUAUAGGUGUUUUGGGCAAUUUAAGACAGGUGCUGUGAUAGACUAAGAUAACAUGUUUUUCCAUAUUAUUAAAUAUAUUUUAUUACCCAAUUUGCGUCUUAAUUUCUGUUUAACG
Hyposmocoma kahamanoa is the source of this 2336-nucleotide messenger RNA. It is a transcript of the gene Pex2, whose product is annotated as peroxisome biogenesis factor 2. The transcript is spliced from 5 exons. Lineage: Eukaryota; Metazoa; Arthropoda; Insecta; Lepidoptera; Cosmopterigidae. The record is from RefSeq and is a predicted model, not a curated record. Gene Ontology annotation, biological process: protein import into peroxisome matrix. Gene Ontology annotation, cellular component: peroxisomal membrane. Bases 320 to 1162 code for a protein of 280 amino acids. Gene Ontology annotation, molecular function: zinc ion binding.